This is a messenger RNA of Xylaria bambusicola, 1737 nucleotides long. RefSeq names its product HET-domain-containing protein. NCBI's taxonomy places the organism in Eukaryota, Fungi, Ascomycota, Sordariomycetes, Xylariales, Xylariaceae. The record is from RefSeq and is a predicted model, not a curated record. The transcript has 4 exons. Bases 1 to 1737 code for a protein of 578 amino acids.
AUGGAGGUAUUAGAAGCAGGUCUUUGCCAAUUCUGCUCGCAGUUAUUUCCACUUCGCGAAACGUUGAAUACGACUCGAGCUCAUCUAGCGAACGUCGCAGACUUGGUAAUGUCUGCUGAAAGUUGUCGUCUAUGCUGCGUGAUCCGCGACAAUUGGUCGUUGGAGCUUCCAGUUCCGGAUCAAGCCAACUCCGAAGCCCCUAUCGACACUGCAGCCUCAGCCCGCGAGAUCUGGAAGGUUCCUGAAACUUCAAUUCCUACAAAGAUUUCAACAAUGAAGACCUGGCUAAGCGACUGCUUGUCUAAUCACCAUUCUUGCAGGCCAUCAGCGAAUUACUUACCGAAGCGCUUAAUCGAAGCUGGCCCCUCGGGACAUUCCCCACUAAGGCUAGUGAGAAGUACACAUCUCUCUGCUGGAACGAGAUAUAUUGCCGUUAGUCAUUGUUGGGGUCCUACCUUGCCGAUACGGACAACGAAAGCGAAUGAAGCAAUAUAUACUAGGGAAAUUCCCUUUCCAUUACUCCCACAAACGUUUCGCGACGCGAUUUCGAUUGCCGAGGCAUUAGGUAUCCGAUAUCUUUGGAUUGAUGCACUUUGCAUAGUACAAGAUGACCCACUGGAAUGGGAAGUCGAAGCGGCUUCCAUGAAGGAUGUCUACUCGGGAGCCAUUCUUACUAUUGCCGCAUCCGAAGCUACCCAAAGCACAGAAGGCUGCUUCAAAAACCAGUCUUCAGCCCCACGACCCUCCCAUGAUAGCCCCGAGACCUACGAAGAGGAGGAAUUGCUAGCCUUCUUUACCACACCACCAUGUUCGACUGGCAGGCUCUCGGAUAUGGUAAGAAUCCAGGCAGGCGAUGUCCGAGAAGCUGCACAGCAAAAUAUUCUAAGUACCCGAGGUUGGGUGCUCCAAGAACAGCUUCUUUCACGUCGCAUGAUAUCCUGUAUGCACCAGUCGCUUUAUUGGCAGUGCCUGUCCACAUACGAGACAGAACCGGGAGCCAUUUUCCAAGUACGCCGUGAGGAUGCAUGGCGGAUUUGGAUGACGAAUUAUUCGGGGCGGAAAUUCUCCUUCGUACGAGAUAGGUUGUGUGCCUUGGCCGGCAUCGUACAACACUACCAGGAAAUGGCGGGGGGUUUGCCUGUUUUGGGUCUCUGGGAUUUCUCGAUCACGCGGGAUCUUCUUUGGGUAAGAACAGGAACUUGUCAUGAUAUGGGGCAGAGUGUCAAGAACCUGAACAUACCAUCUUGGUCAUGGCUGUCUUGUCCAGCGGAGAUUACUUUUGACCUCUGGAAGCUUACUAUUAGGUCCAAGUCUGUUCGCGAAGCCAUCCGAGAUCAUACAAGUUUAAUCGACUGGGAAGUUUCUUGGCGUGGUACACCAUUCACAUCUAGGCCUACACGGGACGUGUUACUCAAGGUGGCAACUGAUACUGGUGAAGCUAACCCACCAUUCUUUCUUGUCAUGGAAGAAAGCGCCGCAGAAGACGGCAAGCCUCUCCCGUUAAGAUGUGCAGCACAGUUCGACAGCGCCGAUAUUAAUCCACCAUACCGCUACAAGUGUCUCCUUUUGCGGUCGAGAACGCAUCUAGAUUCUCAGUUUAUUCACGAAACGUUCCUUAUACUAGAACUAGUUUCUCAUAUCCAGCAGCCAUUAUAUAAAAGGGUUGGCAUUGGGAAUUUCCGUGGCAAAGUUCCUGCAUUUAACUGGACAGAAUUGGCUUGCAUUGAUCUCUUAUAA